UUUUUUUUUUUUAAUUCUGACAAAAUAAAAAUGUACAAAAUUGAACAUUUCGAAGAAAAAUUUUGCGGUGCCAAUUCGAAUUCAUAUUGUUUCGCAAAUAAUAACAAUAAUUGCGAUGGAUAUUCAAUUUGGCAAUUUUGUCCUUGGAAACGAUGGCAAACUCUUAAGCAAUUAGUAAAUUUUCCUGAAAAUUUGUCGCUGUGUCGUCCCGAGUGGUUUGCAUUGAUAUUUUGGUUGAGUUUGAUUUUAAGUUUGGGUGGAAUUUAUUAUAGUGGAAAAGAAUUACUAGCAGUUUAUUAUGGAUCAUGGAAUUUGAUGAAAACUGAUGAUAAGGAUGAACAAUUGCAAAUGAUUUCUCCAGUGGUACAAAGAAAUGCAAGACUUAUUUCAGCGGCAUUGAUGGUUAAAGCUUGGAUGGGACUUUUUAUUGGAAUUAGCACAGUAACUCCAUCAGCAAUCUCAACUUGGUUAGCAAUUUAUUCGGUGACUAUUUUUGUGCAUUUAAUCCUUUGGAUUGGUGAAACUCUGUUCGUUAAAAAUAAAUUGGAUUUUAGAAGUUGCUGUAAACAUUUGAUGCCCGUUGGUACACUUUUAUUGGUUCGUUGCGUUCAUGGAGUUUUCAUAAGAGAAAUUGAAAGACGUGCAAAUAUUGAAGAACUUGAUUUAUUAACUAAAUUGGGUAAAAAUUGGUGAUCAAUAAAAUUUAAAACAAGGAUA
Molecule: messenger RNA, 717 nt
Organism: Episyrphus balteatus (marmalade hoverfly)
Lineage: Eukaryota; Metazoa; Arthropoda; Insecta; Diptera; Syrphidae
Exons: 3
Coding region: 31-693 (220 amino acids)
Source: RefSeq, a predicted model, not a curated record